UUUCACGAUAAUAACUUGCUUGGCACCUUCGACCUGACGGGAAUUCCACCAGCGCCCCGUGGUGUACCCAAGAUCGAAGUCACAUUCGACAUGGACGCCAACGGUAUCCUAAACGUUUCCGCCAAAGAUACCAGCUCCGGAAACUCGAAAAACAUCACCAUCAAGAACGAUAAAGGCCGCUUAUCACAGAAAGACAUCGACAGAAUGGUAUCAGAAGCGGAGAAAUACCGUGNUUUG
Molecule: messenger RNA, 237 nt
Organism: Agrilus planipennis (emerald ash borer)
Lineage: Eukaryota; Metazoa; Arthropoda; Insecta; Coleoptera; Buprestidae
Product: heat shock protein 70 A1-like
Exons: 1
Biological process (GO): protein refolding; cellular response to unfolded protein
Cellular component (GO): cytoplasm
Molecular function (GO): ATP-dependent protein folding chaperone; misfolded protein binding; heat shock protein binding
Source: RefSeq, a predicted model, not a curated record